UAAUCAAUUGUUAAGAGAAUAUAUCUCGAUUUCUUUUGCAUUCAAUAAAUAAUAAAUAUUUGCUUUCAAAAAAUAAGUCUGCAAUAUACUUUGGUGGUUACACUAUUGGGUUCCGAAAUCGUAAACUUGAUCAAAUUAUAGGAAUGCAUUAGGCCUAAUACUAUACUAUUAAGUUUACACACGUUACGAGAUAACUGGAAAAUACAAAUUCGAAUGAAGCCCAACUAAUUCCCAUUCCCUUCGCGCCAAAAAUGAAACAUUUCACGCGCCUUGCUUAAAAAACCCCUAACCGCAGCAGCAACACGCACCGCCAAGAGAGAUGGCUGAUGAUGAAGCUUCCAGGAAGCGAAGGACCACCAGAGGCCCCGAAGCCACCGCCCGCAGCCAAGCCUUGGAGCUCCUUAAAGCCUGCCGUGGCGGUGGCCGCAGAUCUGACCUCGCCGGACCCCAAAUCAAGUUAGAAAACCCUAUCUACGACACCGUCCCCGAAGACGAGUACAACGCCCUCCCCCUCGCCGCCAAGCGCCGCGAGCAAGCGCAAGAUUUCAUCGUCGAUGAUGAUGGCCUCGGUUACACCCUCUCCUCUGAAGACGAAUCCGAUGGUGAAAAUCUGGAGAAUCCCAAGUGGAAGAAGGAUCACCAACCUAAACGGCCUUCUGUUUCUUCAUCAUCACUCUCCGCCGCCGCAGCCGGCACGCAGAGGCUGUCGUCCAUGUUCACUUCCUCGAAUUUCAAGAAGAAAAGGGACGACAAGGCCAGCGAGAGCAUCGUUGAUGACGUUAUUGCAGAGUUCGCACCGGAUGAGAACGAUAGGCUGAGGCGCAGAAGGGCUAAGCCAUCUGCUGAUUCUAUUAGGGCUUCUUUGGUGUCUGGAAAUUUUGCAAUUGACAAUGCCGAGCUAAUUAGGGCUAUUGAGAGCAAAGGUUGUGACUCGGGUUUAAAGCAAAAGUGCGAAAAAGAAGUAGAAGUGAAUGUAAGUUCUGAAAAUGUUCAGGCGCCACCACCCCUAAGUAGUGAGGGUUUGAGUGAGGAUAGUGUGGUGAAGGAUAUUGAGAUGGAAGAACGACCAGCUCCGAAAAAGGAGGUUUUCACUUUGAAUGCGAAAGUUACACGAGAGGAGGAUUCGGCCGCGUUGAGUGCUACUGCCGGUUGGCAGGAGGCAAAGAGUAAUGCUGGAGGAGGGGAGAUCAAUGCUGCUGUUUCGAAGGAUGAUUUGUCCGCAGAAUUGAGUUUAGAGGCAGAUGGAUCGCUGCCAUUUUACAUACUAGAUGCCCAUGAGGAGUUUUAUGGAGCCAAUAUGGGAACCAUUUAUUUGUUUGGGAAGGUGAAAACAGGGGAUUUGUAUCAGAGUUGCUGUGUUGUUGUGAGGAACAUGCAGAGAUGUGUCUACGCAAUCCCUAGCCGUCCUUUGCAUUACACUGAUGAGAUAAUGAAUCUUGAGAAACAAGUCCAAGAGUCUCGAAUUUCUCCUGCAGAUUUCCAUAAAAAACUGCAAGAUUCUGUAUCUGAUAUAAAGAAUGAGAUAGCAAGACAUCUUGUGGAUCUGAACGUUUCUACCUUUACCAUGGUGCCGGUUAAGAGAAAAUAUGCAUUUGCACGAACUGAUAUUCCAACUGGUGAAAAUUAUGUGGUGAAAAUAAAUUAUCCGUUCAAGGAUUCAGUACUUCCUGUAGACCUCAAAGGAGAAAGUUUCUGUGCUCUUUUAGGGACUCAUUGCAGGGCACUCGAGCUUUUUUUGAUUAAAAGAAAGAUAAAAGGGCCUUCAUGGCUACAGGUUUCAAACUUUUCUACACGCUCAGCUUCUCAAAGGGUUAGCUGGUGCAAAUUUGAAGUGACUGUUGACUCUCCUAAAGACAUAAGGAUUUCUCCACCUUCCUUAAAAAUCACUUGCGAGAUACCUCCUGUUGUUGUCGCGGCGAUAAACUUGAAAACCACCUAUGAAAAGCAGAACAUAAAUGAAAUUGUAUCCGCAUCCGUUGUCUGUUGCCAUAUGGUCAAGAUUGACACUCCUAUGUUGGCUUCAGAGUGGAAAAGUCCUGGAAAGCUUACCCAUUUUACUGUUAUUCGUCAACUUGAUGGAAAUGGAUUUCCUCUGGGAUUCAAUAAGGAGGUUAGGGACAGAAACACAAAAGCAGGGUCCAAUGUUGUGUAUCUUAAAAACAGUGAAAGUGCUUUGUUAGAUUGUCUGAUGUUAGAAUUACACAAGUUGGAUAGUGAUGUCCUUGUUGGACAUAAUAUUUCUGGACUUGACCUGGAUGUCCUUCUCCACAGAUCCCAGGCUUGCAAAGUACCGAGCAGCAAGUGGUCUAAAUUAGGUCGUCUCAACCGUUCUACGAUGCCUAAGCUUUACAGAAGAAGAAAAACCUUUGGUUUUGGAGUUGAUCCUGGUAUCAUGUCUUGUAUUGCUGGUCGGCUUCUUUGUGAUACCCAUCUGAGUUCCCGUGAUCUAUUAAAGGAGGUUAGUUAUUCCCUAACUCAGCUUGCAAAAACACAGCUGAACAAGUUUCGGAAGGAAGUUGCUCCACUUGGCAUUCCAAAAAUGUUCCAAACAGCAGAGUCCCUAAUGGAGCUUAUUGAACACGGUGAAACAGAUGCAUGGUUGUCUAUGGAACUCAUGUUUCAUUUGAAUAUUCUUCCGCUCACACGUCAGCUGGCUAAUAUAAGUGGUAAUCUGUGGGGAAAAACUCUUCAGGGCGCUCGUGCACAAAGUGUGGAGUAUCUUUUGUUGCAUGCUUUCCAUGCAAAGAAAUAUAUUGUGCCAGACAAGUUUUCAAAUCAUGCAAAAGAAACAAAAUUGACAAAACGCAGAGUAACUCACGGUGUUGAUGAUGGCAACUUUGAUGAAGCAGAUAUUGAUGAUGGAAUUGGAAACUACCAUAACGAUGCUUCUGAAAGUAUUCAGAAGAAAAGCAAGAAGGCUUCUUCCUAUGCCGGGGGGCUGGUUUUAGAGCCAAAGAAGGGUCUUUAUGACAAAUAUAUAUUGCUUCUGGACUUUAAUAGCCUUUAUCCUUCUAUCAUUCAGGAAUACAAUAUCUGCUUCACAACCGUUGAAAGAUCUUUGGAUGGAUCUUUUCCUUGUCUACCUUCUAGUAAAACAACUGGAGUCUUGCCAGAGUUGCUGGAAAAUCUGGUUGAAAGGAGGAAAAUGGUAAAGUCAUGGAUGAAGGCUGCAUCUGGUCUUUAUUAUCAGCAACUGGAAAUUCGGCAACAAGCACUGAAGCUUACUGCAAACAGUAUGUAUGGUUGCCUGGGAUUUUCCAAUUCCAGAUUUUAUGCAAAGCCACUAGCUGAGCUCAUAACCCUACAAGGAAGGGAGAUAUUGCAGAGUACUGUUGAUCUAGUUCAAAAUAACUUGAAUUUAGAGGUGAUCUAUGGCGAUACUGAUUCAAUAAUGAUUUACAGUGGGCUAGAUGAUAUUGGGAAAGCAAAGGCAUUAGCUGGAAAAGUUAUUCAAGAGGUCAAUAAGAAAUAUAGGUGCUUGGAAAUUGAUCUUGAUGGUUUGUACAAGAGGAUGCUCCUUCUUAAGAAAAAGAAGUAUGCUGCUCUAAAGGUGCAGUUUAAAGAUGGAAGUACCCCAUAUGAGGUUAUUGAACGUAAAGGUCUUGACAUUGUUCGUCGUGACUGGAGCUUAUUAGCUAAAGAAUUGGGAGAUUUUUGCUUGACUCAAAUUUUGUCGGGAGGGUCAUGUGAAGAUGUGGUUGAAUCAAUUCACAGCUCUCUCAUGAAGGUGCAAGAGGAGAUGAAGAACGGUCAAGUACCAUUGGAAAAAUAUGUCAUCACAAAGACAUUGAAUAGUCCUGAUGCCAAAAGCCAGCCACAUGUUCUUGUGGCACAAAGAUUGAAGCAGCAAGGUUACUCCUCUGGUUGCUCUAUUGGUGAUACCAUCCCUUAUGUAAUUUGCUAUGAGCAGGGUGGUAGUUCAGGCAGUGCAACGGGUAUUGCUCAACGUGCCAGACAUCCUGACGAACUAAAACAAGAACAGGGGACAUGGCUAAUUGACAUUGAUUACUAUUUAUCACAGCAGAUUCAUCCCGUGGUAUCACGUCUUUGUGCACCAAUUCAGGGCACAAGCCCAGAAAGACUGGCUGAGUGUUUAGGGCUUGACACAUCAAAGUUUCAACAUAAAUCAAGCGAAGCUUCAAGUGUUGAUCUUACAAGCUCACUCAUGUUUGCUGCUGAUGACCAGGAGAGGUAUCGGGGAUGUGAGCCGUUGGUCUUGUCAUGCCCCAGCUGCUCUGGUACUAUUGACUGCCCACAUGUGUUAAAAUCCAGUGAAAAGCCAUCCAGUUCAGGCACGGAGGAAUCUGACUAUAAUUUUUGGCGUAAGCUUUGCUGUCCUAAAUGCCAAGAAAAUGGGGGUGGUAGAAUUUCUCCUGCAAUGAUCGCCAAUCAGGUCAAAAGACAAGCAGAGAAAUUUGUUUUAAUGUAUUAUAGAGGUUCAUUAAUGUGCGACGACGAGACGUGUAAGCACACAACGCGAAGUAUCAGCCUUCGGUUGGUUGGUGAUUCUGAAAGCGGAACUGUUUGUCCAAAUUAUCCUCGCUGCAAUGGGCGACUCUACAGAAAGUACACUGAAGCAGACUUGUACAAGCAACUCUCAUAUUUCUGCCAUGUAUUCGACACUGUUAGUUGUAUAGAUAAGUUGGAGGCAAAAUCUAGGAUAACGGUAGAGAAAGAGUUGAUCAAAAUUAGGCCGAUAGUUGAUCCAAUAGCAUCAACAGUACAGAAGAUCAGGGACCGUUGUGCCUAUGGUUGGGUGAAGUUGGAGGACCUGACCAUUACAGCAUAAUUUGCAAAUUUGAUGCUUGCUUAAUUUGGUUUGUAUAAUCCAGCAUAAGUGACGAAACAGUUUGACACAACACCUUGUAAAUUUCCACUAUUAUACGUUAGAUACGGUUUCUACUUUCAAUGUAAGUUCGUAAGCGACAUACUCUCAGUACUGCCAAUUAUACUAUGGACUAUUUUGGCAUUGUAAAAAGCUUAGUCCACACAAAAUCUCAAGCACAAUAUCUGCCAGAUAGACACAUUAACAGUUCCUCUCUAUUAUAGUGCCAAACAUGCUAGAAUUUAAGAUGUUUGAUAAUGAUACCUUGUUGCAUCAAAUCCUCCAAUAUAACAGUAUUUUGAUGCCCCUACUUCAC
Molecule: messenger RNA, 5141 nt
Organism: Lotus japonicus
Lineage: Eukaryota; Viridiplantae; Streptophyta; Magnoliopsida; Fabales; Fabaceae
Product: DNA polymerase alpha catalytic subunit-like
Exons: 31
Coding region: 320-4789 (1489 amino acids)
Biological process (GO): DNA replication; leading strand elongation; lagging strand elongation
Cellular component (GO): alpha DNA polymerase:primase complex
Molecular function (GO): pyrimidine nucleotide binding; single-stranded DNA binding; DNA-directed DNA polymerase activity
Source: RefSeq, a predicted model, not a curated record